AUGGGAGAUUCAGAGGGAGAAGAGGGGAAGCACAGUCCCUUGGAGGGCGGCGAAGUGGAAGGCAAGCUCUCUUCCUCUUCGUUUCCGCUAUUCGCCGUCUCGAAUGCUCCUCCUGCCGUUUCAGGGGGCACCUCGGAGGCCCCCCUGUGGCUCCGCAACCCCAGCUUUACCGCCGACAUCUCGGCGAUCAGCCGCCUCUCCGGUGCCGCGACCGAGACAUCCUUUCGUCCGCCUUAUGAUGGAGACGAAGAGGAAGAGGAAGCGGAAGUGGGCGGCGCGGGGGGAGGGGCCCCGUCUACUAAAUCCCGCGGAUACGAACUGGUCGGUUCUUCUUCUGUGUCAUCGGAGGAACGUCGCUCUGAGAAGAAGAAGAAGAAGAAGAAAAAGAGGAGGACGAGAGAGGGUGAGGAACGGAGACACGUCAACGAUGACUCAAGGAGGACCAAAGUUCGACCGUGGGCGGGUGCCCAGAGUACAAAGCCAAUCAAGGAGUACUACAUUGAUAUUAGUGGGGAUCCUGAUAAUUUGGUCUUCGGGUCGCUCUACAGGUUUCUCCUCUAAUUCGUGUAUCAUCUUCAUUUCUUUUGCGUUCCGAGACAAGUGUGCUGUCAUUGCUUCUGGUGCUCGCGUUAAACCCUAACUAUAUGGCAUAGGGCUUUUCGAUGAUCUUUUGUGGAGACAUUUAUCAGCUAUAUUUUCUUCUCGGUUCAGUUUACUAUGAUUUUGUGUGAUUGGUGCCGCUAGGGGGCACUCACUUGGUAUAAAAGUUGAUUCCAGCUUAAAUUUAAUAUUUUCCUCCUAUUAUUUAAUCUAAUUAUGAUGGAUUAGCCAUACCCACUUCACUACACUAUCCUCUAUUUUUCCUUGCAUAUCUACCACUAUUUGCUCACUUCAAACUAUUUUUAGUUUUCUUCGUAAUGUUUAUACGUGUUUAAUGGAACUAACUUUUAAUUGCAGGAUGGAUGUUGCCCGUUACAAGAUCCAAAAUCUUUGGGAGACACCAAAUCUUCACCUUCAAGCUCUUUAUAGAAAGCAAUUACGAGAUUCAUAUCUAGACGCAGAAAAUGAUCUUGACGUCUUGGAUAGUAAGUCGAAAGCAGCAGGUCGCUACUGCUCAACAAAAUAUUCAGCCUUGGAACGACACAAGGGCUUUAAACGCGUGAAGCUUGUUAGUAAUGAAAAAUGUUUGGCUGUACCUUCAGACUUCAUACCCUUAGUUGAGCCAGAAGUGACCCAUGAAAGAUACGAUUCAGAAAUGGUAUCAAAGACAGAGAUUGAAGAGUCUUGGGAAGAUGAAAUGAUCCGACGAACAAGGGAAUUCAACAAAAAAACCAGGGACUUUCCACACGAUGAAAGGAUUUGGAUGGAAUUUGCUGAUUUUCAGGUAUUUCACUUUCAUAUUGAUUAUCAUUCUUGUGUUUGAAGCUUAGUUGAUAUGCCUUUGUUAUUAUGUUUUAAUUUGUUCAUAAAAAAAUGUGUAACUUGAGGAUGCGUCCGACCACUUCACUUAUGCCACCUUUCAAAAUCACAAUUAAGUUUUGCUUAUGUGCUCAUCAUUUCUGAUUUUUUUUUUCCUGCCAGGGUUCAAAAAGCUGCUUGAUCAUUGCCACUCUGUGUUCCCUUGACCCAUACACAUUGGAGCAGGAAAAUCUUGUCAUUUUUAUGACCCAGCAUGUGUGAAUCGUCAUUCUUGUUUAGAAAAAAGUGAUUAUCUACAAGUGACGUUUACAUUGCAAAAACCUUCCAAAAUUUUCAUUCGUUUCUCUCUUAUGCCUGACCUUGACCCUGAAUGUGUUCGACAAUGGCCAAAAUUAUCACCAAUCAGUCUUUCUCCAGGGCCUCUGUAUUCCAUGAGGAAUUCAUUACAUUGCUCCCACUGAUUAGCCAGUUAUUCAGCAUAAUUUCUGUUGAUUUUUUUUAGGGUUUCAUCUUUAUUUUGGCACCUCUCUAAAUCAUCUUUUGUAAACAGCCCCCCAUAAAUCUAUUCCAUUUUCUUACUAAUCCAACUACAUGUGGACGCAGUGGGUUAUGCUGUAGACAUUUUAUUUUGUUACAGUUUCUGUUUUUUUUUCUUUUUUUUCUAUUGAAACUGCAUUGAUUGACAUUCCUUGUCUCGAGUAUGAGUAGCCCCAGCCAGGCCUUGGUAACGGUUAGGAGUAUAGAGCAGCAACAAUGUAUCCUUGUCAAGUUGUUACAGAUUAAGUAACAUGUAUUCUAUUGUUUGAUUUAGUUUCUUUCUUGUUUUCUUUUAUUAUUAUUUUUUUAUUUUCAUGAUUCCUGUUUGCAAUUUAUUUUAUUAAAGGCAUGUUUGUGAAUUAUUUUUUUUGUUUAUUUUGAAACAUAGGAUAAAAUUUCCAGGACACAGCCACAGAAAGCAGCUCGUUUGCAGACGCUUGAGAAGAAGAUUAGUAUACUGGAGAAAGCUGUCGAGCUCAAUCCUGAAAAUGAGGAGCUGUUGCUUUCUCUUCUACAUGCAUAUCAGAAAAGGGAUAAUGGCGAUGUUCUUAUUGAAAGAUGGGUGAAAAUACUCAUGCAUCAUUCUGGGAGUUACAGACUGUGGAUAGAAUUUUUACAUGUUUGUCAAGCAGAUUUUUCCAAAUUCAAAGUCACUGAUAUCAGAAAAACAUAUGCUCAUGCUAUCCAAGCUGUGUCUUCUGCGUGCAACAAACUUUGUAGGCAGGUUUUUUUUCUUCCCCUUAUGAACAUGUUUAACCUCCUGGAUAAGAAACUUGUAUUUUACUUUCACAAAAACUUUGCUUGUUUGGAAGGUCGAUUUCCACUAGAAGACGUGCAGAAGGAACUGCUUUAUUUUUAUGUUUAUUAGCUUACAUUAUUCUUUAUUUCUUGUUUGUUUUCAGUAUUUUUUUAGAAUCAAGUACAAAAACUAUCUAGGCGUCUUUAAUCUGUACCGUUAAAAAUAAUUUGACACAGUGCAACGGAUGAUUGUGUCACGUUAUCAGAGUAGUCAUUAGAAGAUGAGAUAAACAUCCAAAUUGCACAAAAUGAACUAAAGGAAGGAAAAGAUGACUAUAGGUGAAAGAAAAUCGAGAGAAAGAUAGGUAUCUCCCCAUUCUUUUUAAUGCGAAGUGUUCAUAUAUUACUAAAGUUGGGCGGAUGUUUCCUAAAAUUCAGGUAUAAUUUGGGAAAGCUCUAGAAGUAUGAGUUAGAGACAGAGAUUGAAGAGGUCGUUGGGAAACUUCGACUGACCUGACAUAUUAAUGCUGACUAUAACAGUCAAAAAUUGUGAAAUUCAUUCAGGUCAUCUUCCUUUCAAUGUUAUUCCUGUCAUUGCUCAUCUCAUGGCUUACUUGGCUCAUAAUGCUAAGAUGCAGUGGAGGUUGGGAUACAGAUUACGAACGACGUAAUCUUUUAGCCAACGACCUCUUCAAUCUCUGUCUCUAGCUCAUACUUGGUAUCUUAAAGAUAUUGGAUAAUGACAUGACUUACCUAACCUUUUAGCCAACAAAUCGACGUGUUCAAUUCUAACUCAGCCUUAUUGGCGCAAGGGGCUCAUUGACCAAUAAACUAUUAAAUAGGAUUAUGAGGUUCUCAGAUAAAUUGCUUCUGUGGGAUUUUCACGAAGCCACCCUUUGUAAAUAUGUGGUCUGAUAUUUUCAAAUACUAUUUCUAGUCUGUUGUGGCAAAAGAUAAUAUAAAAUGAUUGAUAGUCAACGGAUGAGGGAUGGUGUAAUGUGCAUUAUAGAUACGGUAGAUCAUAAAUUUCAAUAGACUCUAUAAAAUGUGGCUUAAUUUUGCUUACAUCUUGUUAUCUUAGCAGCAGGUCGGGAUAUUAUUCAAAUCCUGAGAUCAGUAAUCUGUGCUUUGGCUCAAUGUGCCACGCAUAAUACAAUCAUUGUUUUGCAUUGACUUGAGAACAAAUCGUCAUCAUCAUCAUCAUCAUAGAACCUAAUCAAAGUAGCUUUUGGAUGUCUGGCACCGUUGGCAGAGUUUCCCAUCUGUCAAGAAUGAAAAAUUAUUUCUAUGGUGAAUCUGAAACAUUCUGACCUUUUUGUUCGAAAGAUAAUUCCUCACUUUGAUUGUCUAAUAUUUUUUUAAAAGCAGAUUCGUCAAACUGCCAAGUCUGAGCGGACUGAUCCUGAUCUAGUGCAACUAGAAUAUGGUCUGGUUGAUAUAUUUAUCAGCCUCUGCAGAUUUGAAUGGCAAAGUGGGUUCCGUGAAUUGGCCACAGGGCUAUUUCAAGCUGAAAUUGAAUACAGUUUGUUCUGCCCAUCCUUACUAUUGAGUAUACAGAAUAAACAGAGGCUGUUUGAGCACUUUUGGAAUGGUGAUGGUGCAAGAGUUGGAGAAGAUGGAGCUCUUGGGUGGUCUGGAUGGCUGGAAAAGGAGGAAGAGAGUAGGCAGAAUGUUAUGGAGGAUAUUGACGAAGAAACUGAAGGCGGAGGGUGGUCAGGCUGGUACAAACCUUCACCCAAAAAUGAGGAAAUUACCAAAAAUCCUGACAACUCGGCGGAGGAUAUCCAUGGCGAUCUGAAAAUUGAAGAGGACCUGGAAAUGGAAGAUGCACAUCAGGAAGAGGAUGUUGAAUCGUUGCUCAGGAAACUUGGUAUUGAUCCUGAUACUGAACCUCAGAAUGAAGUCAGUGACUCAGCAACUUGGAAUAGAUGGUCAAAAGAAGAGGCUUCGAGGGAGUCUGCACAAUGGAUGCCUGUGCGUGAAAAUUCUGGUGCUCACUUCUUUCUUUUUUUUUGUGUUUCAGAAACAUUAUAGUCCCUGACUUGAUUUCUCUAUAUCUGACUUGUGUUUUUUAUGAAAAAAGUAGGAUCUGGUCACCCUGGGGAUCCAGAUGGAGAAAGCAAUGAGCAACUUUCAAGGGUUAUAUUAUUUGAAGACAUUCAAGAUUACAUAUUUUCUUUAUACUCAGAGGAAGCUCGUUUUCGUUUAGUGACUCGAUUCAUUGAUUUUUAUGGGGGCAAAGUUUCUCAAUGGUUAGUAUAGAGUUUCAGUUUCCUUGAAGAUCAUAGAUAUUGGUCUAAUUAGUCUUGAGGAGAUGCAUACACUGGGUGACUCUACUUGUUUCUGCUCAUGGAGUAAUUUGUUCGUGCAUUUUUGAUAUAUAUAUAUAUAUAUAUCCUGCCAUUUUUUAAUCUAAAAAUCUGAUUUUCUAUUAGAAGUCUGCACCCUUCUCUAUUAUGUAAUCUAGUGGAAGAUAUGUGUGAAACUUGAAAAGAGCCAGUGUCGGUAUUUGGCUUCCCGUUCAGUGGAGAGGUCAUGGCCUUUGGAUACCAUCAUUUGAAUAUCUAGAGGGUUCUAUUGUGCGAUUAGCUAAAAUAAUAUGCACAGUAGAGUGAUGUUGAUGCAUUAUAUACAGUUUGAAUAAACUAAAUAUUUUCAGCAGCUUCUUUCUAGCGUGCAUUUGGAGGCAUAAACGUUUUGCUCCUGCUUUCUCAAUCACGAUUCUCUUAUUUCGAUUUCCUGGCGUUUCGUCCCUUUUCUUUCUUUUAUGAAACUUGAUUGUAUAAGUUUGUAUAUGCGUGUGCAUCUUUCAGUGGGGAUUCUCGUACCGACUAUUUUGUGUGCAAUGAGUGCAAUGAGAGUUGACUUUGCUUUCACUGAUGAAAGCUUAUGCAAAAGAGUUCUGUCUAUUCCUAAUCCCUAGGAGGACCGAUUCAAGGCUAUUCAGCAGAUUUUAUGCUCUUCCCUGGCUUGCUUUAUGUGCAUUGCUCGUUACUCAUGUUCUUUGGGUAUCUUAGAAUGAACGUGAAAGAAUUUAUGUGUAAUGAUUCUUAUGUUACCUAUUGCUUUUCAUAUUAUGUCGUUACUCUGCUAGGAUGCAACACCAACUUAGACCUCCAUUAUUGCUGGAGUAUGUGCUCAGACCUCCAUUAUUUUGCAGGGCAUGCACCAAUAGUGCAAGCUGGAUCGAAGAUACACUCAGCUUAGACACAACACCAACUUCUAUUUUGAACGUUUUGGGAGACGCCCCUUGGGUGGCAUCAGAGCCUGAUUCUGAUUCAAUUCAUUACAGUUUGAAGUUGCUUUUGGACAGUGAAGCUGAUAUUCUAAGGAAAGGAGAAAUAAUGAAAUUCCUUCGUAAUGGAAUUCUGCUUUGUACAAACUCUUUUCCCCGUAACUACAUUUUGGAAGAAGCCUUGCUUCUUGCUGAAGAACUAUCUAUGACGCAAGCGAAUUGUUCCACCUCCUCUGAUACACCUUCGCGGCCUCUGGCUAAAAGACUCUUAAAAAAUGAUCGACAAGUAAGUACAAUCCUUUCUUCACAAGUUUCAUGUGUUUUUUUCCCGCAGAUGAUCAUGUCAUUUUUCUUCUAAGUCAAGAUUAGUCAUUCUUCCUUAAUGAUAUCUUUGAUGAUUUUUCUUUUCCAUUCAUAUUUUCUAGUUAAUAUUUAUUUAGAUUCUUGUUUGUAGUGAUGAUGGAGAUUCAAAACUCUAUAGGUUGAGCUCUUGAUAUUUGCUAUCGUUACUUGUUUUUUUUAUUUUUAUUUUUUUAAACAUCUGAAGGUAAUGCGUUUGGUUGGUCUUUAGAAAUGAGGAAUUUUUCAAUCACAGCAGCACUUGAAGGGCUAAAACAGGCGUAGGCCAACUUUAUUCGUGACACUAGAGAGGAGUUUUUCAUUUAUAGUAACAAGUAGCCGACAACGUGUAUAGUUUCAUGAGCAUUAGAGUACUGCUCCCAGAACCAAUGAAUCCCUUACAGGAAUCAUAACUAUAAUGAACAGAGGAAACUUUGAAAGAAAGGAAAACACAGACUUGCCUUGUUUGGCGAGGUCCUUCAACUCUUCACAUCGUUGUAUGUUGCAUCACCUCUCCCAUCAUCGUUGUCUGAUGAUUGUCUUCUACCGCUUGUCAUUGUGCUCUGGUUUGACUCAGGAUCGGAGGGAUUAGUUCCUGUUCUAAUCUAGAGACAUCGAGGCCCUUUUAUUGCCCAUCCAACGUUUCAGAACCUACACAUGGCAUUACACAUCUAUCCCUAUACUCUAUACAUUGCAUGCUCUAUAUCUGUACACUUAUUAAUGCGUAAUUACUCUUUGUGCAGGAUUUGUUGCUUUGUGGAGUAUACGCAAAAAGAGAGGCUGCACACGGAAAUACCGAUCUUGCUAGAAAGGUGUUUGACAUGGCGCUGCUGUCGGUCGGUGGACUAGCACCGGUAAUCCAAAGCCUCUGUUUAUGUUGAAUGUAUUCAGUUGCACAUGCAAACCCCAUCUCGUCUAAGGAACUAUCAGGCGAUUAUCAUAUUCCCUCAAAUCGGGAUUCAUAAAUACUUGCAGAAAAAUGCCUCCAUUUCGAUUGCAGAACAUGUUUAUGCCUUGCAAAUUAUAGAUGCUGAUACUUUUGAUGUUUGUGUCAGUUCUUGAUCUUCUUCUCUUCUUGUUCAUUCGAUCAGGCUCUUCAAGGCAAUGCCCCUUUCCUUUUCUUUUGGUAUGCUGACAUGGAGAUGACGGACUUCGUCUCUUCUGGGUCAGAAAUUUGCCAUAAGAGGGCCAUCCACAUCUUAUCACAUCUGGGUUGUGGCGCGAAAUAUGAACCUUUUAAAGGUCAACCAUCAGGCCCGCUGCUUCUUAGGGCCCGCCAAGGAUUCAAAGAACAGAUUAGGUCCCUGCGUCCUUUGUGGGCUCAUGGAGAUGUGAAGAACGAGGCUGUUGCACUGCUCUGUUCAGCUUCAUUGUUUGAGAUGUUAACCAUUGGAUUGGAUGCCGGCGAUGAAGUGAUAGAAGAAGCUUUUUCCAUGGUUCUUCCAGGUGACUUCUCUUCUCCCAUCAGAUAUUGUGUUUAUCUUUCUCCUCGGCUGACAUUCGUCAGCUUUCUAAACAUGAAUGGUUCUCGUAUCCUGUGUUCAUUGAGUUUAAUGAAUACAUAAAUAAAUAAGAUCAUGGCGAAAUACCUUGAUGAUUUGACUCCCAUUCCGUAAAGUUGACCUUCGACUCUCUGGUAUAUUGUCAUACUCUUCCUGCUGCUACUUACCCCUGGUCAACGGCAGAACGCAGAGCACAGAGCCUUCAGCUCGAGUCCUUAUCCACCUACUUCAUCGGUCUUCUCCUGAGGCAUCGCCAGCGGCUGACCCUCUCGAGAGUAUGGCGUAGCAUCUCGCGGGGGCUGCAGACGUAUCCCCACAACCCGAAGCUGUCCUCUGCCAUGGUCGAGAUCAGCGGCCUCUUCACCGUCCGGCACAGAAUUCGUCGCACCUUCGACGAGCUCUGCCACAGGUUCGGCCCCUCCUCUUCCUCCCCUCGGGCAUCGCCCGAGGACCAUUUCACCUUUGGAAGGAUCACUUCUCUCAAUCUGGAUCACUUCAGGAACCCUUCGGUGGUCGUCUUCCUCUUCGCGCUGUCGUUUGAAUUGGGGCGAGACGGUUCGCAGCACAGAAUCCGCGGACUGUUCGAGCGAGCCCUGUCCGACGACAGGUUGCAGAGGUCGGUUCUUCUGUGGCGCUGCUACCUGGCAUACGAGGCUCAGACCGCCCAAAACCCUAAUGCAGUGAGGCGUGUGUUCUACAGAUCCAUCCAUGCCUGCCCCUGGUACGUCCCCCCAUCUUCUUCAUCCCCCUUCCUCUCCGUAUUCUUCUUCUUCUGCAGCAGCAGAAAAAGAAGCGGGAAGAGGGCAGAGAGAGAGAGAGAGAGAGAGAGAGAGAGAGAGAGAGAAGGGGGGGGGGGCACGUGUCAGAAGCGGGCCCCAUCAAAAUCCAGAGCCAGCCAGAUGGGUAAUGGACCGGAGACGGGAGGCCCAGGUCCAGGAAAAUCCCGCGCUUAUUUAUUCCCGCGUUUUUCUCGUUCGUAAUGUCGCAGGUCGAAGGUGCUGUGGCUGGACGGGUUCCUGAAACUGAGUUCCAUCCUGACCGCCAGGGAGCUGGCGGAUCUUCAGGAGGUGAUGCGCGACAAGGAGUUGAAUCUGAGAACCGACAUAUACGAGAUCCUCCUGGAGGACGAGCACUGA
Molecule: messenger RNA, 8906 nt
Organism: Spirodela intermedia
Lineage: Eukaryota; Viridiplantae; Streptophyta; Magnoliopsida; Alismatales; Araceae
Source: the annotation of a GenBank genome assembly